Adelges cooleyi (spruce gall adelgid) is the source of this 1387-nucleotide messenger RNA. Its product is annotated as lipopolysaccharide-induced tumor necrosis factor-alpha factor homolog. Bases 581 to 1000 code for a protein of 139 amino acids. The transcript is spliced from 4 exons. Gene Ontology annotation, molecular function: zinc ion binding. NCBI's taxonomy places the organism in Eukaryota, Metazoa, Arthropoda, Insecta, Hemiptera, Adelgidae. The record is from RefSeq and is a predicted model, not a curated record.
AGGUAGGUAUGUACUAUGUAGUAACUUGUUGUAAUAAUAUUAUUGUUGGCCGUGUGCGCGUACGACGCCUCUCGUCUUAUCUCGUUCGUCCUACCCCUCGACCCACGUCUCGUUAUCAUUGCUGUAGUCAUACCUCCCACCUCGGUGUCCGAAUUAUUGCAAACUACACAAGUGUUCAAGACUCAAAAGUGCGCCCAUAAGAUUCCGAUUUGCGAUACGUGACGGCUGUACGACGCUUUAUAAUCAUUUGUAUUGUUGUGUUUUUACAUUUUUGUCCAACGCCUCGUUCGACAGUUUACACGUGGCUCGUGUUAACGCGUUUAUUGUUUACUCGGCCGAUUCGCAACAACAAAAAUAAUAUUAAAAUAUUGUAGUUUGGUUUUUUUUUCUAGUAGGUACAUACAUACCUAUCCCCGUCCUCGACACGGGGCAUUGUACUGGCUUGUUGACAUAAAAAAAUAUACUGCCACUACUGCCACUUUUUGUUUUUGUUUGGUGCGUUUGACAGUGUUACAGCGCCGUCCAAGGGAAAUAAUAAUUGCAUUUCAGCGACAUCGUCCAAUUAAUCAAGGUAUCGGACAUGUAUCCCGAAGUGCCGAAAAGCGAGAUGCCGUCGGCGCCGCCGUCUUACUCGGAGUCGGUAGGGGCUCCGCCUUACGGUAUGGCUCCUAACUAUUAUCCUGAUCACAAUGCGGCUUCUAUGAAUUUGAAACCCAACGACGGUCAGCAGCAGCAGCCCACUCAAGUGAUCGUUGUUCAUGCUUCAGCGAUUCCUCCGUUGGGUCAGACACCAGUAACUCUAAUAUGUCCGACAUGUAGAGCGCAAGUGGUAUCGAGUAUUCGCGAAGAAUCUUCCAAUGGGGCUUAUCUUUGUUGCAUGCUCUUAUUCGUUGUCGGGUGUGCACUGUGCUCGUGUGUACCGUUUUGCAUGGACUCGUUCAAGAAAGUGCAUCACACUUGCCCAAAAUGCGAUACGUUCUUCGGCACGUACCAACCAUAAGCUAUCGUUACAUAUUAUAAAGUAUACAAACGCUAUCAAUGCAUUAAGUAUUCUGCUUAAAAAAAAAAAAAAUUAAAAUUUUUUUUUAUGUGCUUAAUAUCUAUUAGUAUCUAUUAUUAUAAUUAUUUAUAAAUAUUAUUUUAAUUAUUAAAUCAAUUUCUAUCGUGAAUUUCGCAGCUGAUAAUGGAUCAAAUUGUUGUUAAGGUUAAUUUUUUACGCGCAGCCACAAACAAACAGUGUGCAAAAAUCGUUGAAUCGUAUUUACAUAUUUUGUUAUCUCUUCAUGUUAAAUUUUUAUUGCUAGUUAAAAUUAAUAUUACCACAUUUUUGUCGACACACUUAAUUAGUUGAAGAUUACUUUAAUUAAUUAUUGUUUUUUUUUUUUUU